Acanthaster planci (crown-of-thorns starfish) is the source of this 1576-nucleotide messenger RNA. Its product is annotated as EOLA-like protein. NCBI's taxonomy places the organism in Eukaryota, Metazoa, Echinodermata, Asteroidea, Valvatida, Acanthasteridae. The record is from RefSeq and is a predicted model, not a curated record.
UGUUUACAUUGCAUUGGCCACAGAUUGAACCACUUUGAGUACCGCAGGAAUAUUGAUUGGAACCGAUGUGAGGAUUUCACGAUAUUGUAGAGUAUAUGACGAACUUACCUUGGUUAUGUGGCUUCGACAUUUGUGUGACUUUUUAAAAAGUUUUAAUACUCGUACCCUGUGACUGAAUAUCGGGCUUGCUUAAUUGAAUGGCAUUUUGGAGCUGUUGACAUGGCUGAAUUUGUAGUUAACUGCCUCUUCAAAUGAGAAGACGACUCCUGCCUCUGUUUCCAAAGAAGCCCAUUAUUGUAUCCAUUCGUGCCAUGGCAUCCAAAGACUACAUGCAUUCAAAAUUUACUAAGCAGCAGCGAUAUUCUCCUUACUCAAAACAUAACUCUCCACUAUUCUGUAGUACGGUGGCUCAGAAAGAACAUGUAGAAACCUGUAGUAGUGGUUCUACCGACCAGCGGCAUGGUGAUAGAAAGGACAGAAACCAUCAAGAGAAUAGUUCCCCGACUUCUAAGACAUUCUCGUGCAUCUCAGCCAGACAACCUUAUGCAGGUUUCAUCCUGAAUGGGCUCAAAACCAUAGAGACCAGAUGGACUCCUGUCUUCCAGGAACUGGAAGGAAGAACGGUUGCCAUCCAUGUCGCUUGGAGAGACUGGGAAGGAGGAGAGGAAUGGAAGACAAUUCUGGCAAUAGAUCAUACCGAGGAAGACAUUGAGAGGAUUAUCAAGGAUGGAGAGAAGCAUGGGAGAGCUGUAGUUGCAGGUUUGGUUGAUGUCGGUGAAACUUGGAAGUGUGACACCGGCGUCGAGAAUGAGCAGAUUCUGGAGUGGGAGAAGAGUGCCCUCCUGAGACCCCUAAAUGAGAAGUUUCUUACAAGGCUGUCCAAUCCCAAGUGGCUGAGGAGGCCACUUGAGGUCAGAGGUCAAAGGGGAAUCUGGAAGGUGGAGAUACCACAGGAGUGCCUCUGAUGAUUGAUUGCCUGAUAGACUGGCACACAAUUUUGUACCAAUACAAUAAAUUUCUAGUAGAUCCUGCAUUCAGUGCUGCCCGUGUGAUGAUAGAACAAUGCAUCUCUAACAAAGAAAACUGGCUUGCUCUGCUGUUUUGAAUAUAUUUGUUUUAAAAUUCCUAUUUUGUGUACCUUCCACAGAAAAAAGAAUUCCGACGGUGCACAAAAGCAGUCUUGCUUAAGCCACAAAUAAAACCCAUCAUUUCCAAGAGCUCGAGUUUUUAUUCAAAGUAUUUCAAAUAUAACUUAGCUGUAUUAGUUGGGUAAUGCCAUAGCUAAAUGGUAAAAAAAGACGUUGCAGUACAGCAACCUAGUUGCAGAGCAUACGUACAGAUAAACUACAGUAAUGUGCACUUUAUUUUUAAGACUUUUGCUGUCCUCAAAGAUAAAUGCAUUUAAUUGUGAGGUAAUCACCAAGUUCUCUGCUUUGCCUAAUCCAAGAAAUUACUCUACAUGUAUUGUAGAGAGGUGGAGAGGGCUCGUGUUACGAACACUGAACAGGAGUUGUGAUAAGGUUAACAUACUGAAGCUAAUGUUGGAACAAUAAAGAACCAGAUAUUGACAAUAUUA